Messenger RNA from Fusarium proliferatum ET1, 474 nucleotides. RefSeq lists its product as uncharacterized. The coding region runs from base 1 to 474 and encodes 157 amino acids. The record is from RefSeq and is a predicted model, not a curated record. NCBI's taxonomy places the organism in Eukaryota, Fungi, Ascomycota, Sordariomycetes, Hypocreales, Nectriaceae. The transcript is spliced from 4 exons.
AUGCCAGAAGCAGGCAAUCCGGCGCCACAGCCCCAAUUCAUUGCGGCCUUCAACUUUCGAAUUCAGAUGACAGGCGCCAUGAUUGACCUCGCUGGUGGUAUAGGGCCCGUGAUCUCGUUUGGACCUCACCAGCAUGAAACCAACAGGAACCAAAUUUGGUCUGUUUUCUCUGUACCAGGGAAAAACACGAUUCUUAUCAAGAGCGAGGCAAAUCAGCAGUGGCUGGUUGCCACUGGAUACUGCCAGCCAACUAGCACAGGCAAUUUGCAUUGGUCUGAUGAAAGUGCCCAGUGGAUUAUCCAGGGCGGAAAUAUUCAUAAUUUGGACAAUAACACCACUGUCUCGAUCUGGAACAAACAUUACACUGAUUGUGUUUUGGACCUUGAAGGAGGUAAUGGACCUGGCUCACCUAUCCUAGCUUAUAAGUAUCAUGGCGGUUCAAAUCAGAUUUUUAAGCUUUGGAAGCGGUGGUAA